Molecule: messenger RNA, 791 nt
Organism: Rosa rugosa (rugosa rose)
Lineage: Eukaryota; Viridiplantae; Streptophyta; Magnoliopsida; Rosales; Rosaceae
Exons: 3
Coding region: 76-609 (177 amino acids)
Source: RefSeq, a predicted model, not a curated record
AACCAUAAAAUCCUAGAACACAUCGAAACAGAGAGUUCAGAAACACAGAGCAGAGAUACAAAGACUUGUUUGAAGAUGUGGAGUGUUGGGGCCUUGGACUCAAUCACUAUAACAACCCCAUCUCCUUCGUCCAAUCGGUUCAGAGCUCUGGCCAAACCACCCACUUGUUCACUCCACGUUCACUACCCCUCUAGGCCUCUCCGAGCUCUUCCCACCUUCACUCUUUCAAAUCAAUCCUCCUCUUUCCGACCCAAGAGAGCUCUCUCUUUCCGAUGCUCUGCCGCAUUAACUCCAGAGCUGAAGAGUACGCUGGACAAAGUUGUUACUUCACACAAAGUGGUUCUGUUUAUGAAGGGAACAAAGGACUUCCCACAGUGUGGAUUUUCAAACACUGUCGUACAAAUAUUGAGGUCGUUGAAUGUACCUUUCGAGACAAUAAACAUCCUAGAAAAUGAGUUCUUGCGUCAGGGAUUGAAGGAGUAUUCCAGCUGGCCAACAUUUCCUCAGCUUUAUGUUGAAGGAGAGUUCUUUGGUGGUUGUGACAUCACUGUUGAUGCAUACAAAAGCGGGGAGUUGCAGGAAGUACUGGAGAAGGCAAUGUGCUCCUGAGGCUUUGCAGGCUGUGAUUUAUCAGUGUGGACUCUGAUGAUAAUGCUUUGAUGUAAUUCAUUCUCUCCAAGGCUGUGCACUUUGAUUACAAGGAAAACUGUAUACUGUAUUCUUUCAGUACUAAAGAAUCUGCAAUGGGGAUUAAUAGUUCGUAUAAGAAUGUGUGAUUUUUCUUGAUAUAA